AUGUCUAAUAUUUGGAUUCCUAACGGUUUAUUCCAUAACCCAGAAAACGAAUUUACAGCACUGCAACGCUUUCUGGGCCAUCAACAUGGAGCAUUGGAUUUAAGUUCCAACAACGAAGUUUUGGAUUUGUCGAUGGUGACUAGAAUAAAAAUGGAACAACAAGAAGAACACGACUUGAAUAAUUUUCUGAAACGACAAAUUAAGCAGGAAAUUGUUUUUCCAGAAAUAAAACAGGAAAACGAAGAAUCGGUACAACUACCGAUGGGGCAGGAGCUUGUAGUCCGAGAAAUAAAACAGGAAAACGAAGAAUCGGUACAAAUACCGAUGGAGCAGGAACUUGUAGUUUCAGAGUCGAACCAAAUACAAAUUAAGCAGGAAAUUAUUUUUCCAGAAAUAAAACAGGAAAACGAAGAAUCGGUACAAAUACCGAUGGGGCAGGAGCUUGUAGUCCGAGAAAUAAAACAGGAAAACGAAGAAUCGGUACAAAUACCGAUGGAGCAGGAACUUGUAAUCCCAGAGAUAAAACUCGAAAACGAAGAAUCGGUACAAAUACCGAUGGAGCAGGAGCUUGUAGUUUCAGAGUCGAACCAAAUACAAAUUAAGCAGGAAAUUGUAGUUCCAGAAAUUAAACAGGAAAACGAAGAAUCGGUACAAAUACCGAUGGAGCAGGAGCUUGUAGUUUCAGAGUCGAACCAAAUACAAAUUAAGCAGGAAAUUGUAGUUCCAGAAAUAAAACAGGAAAACGAAGAAUCGGCACAAAUACCGAUGAAGCAGGAGCUUGUAGUUCCAGAAAUAAAACGCGAAAACGUAGUAGCGGAAAGCACAGAAGAGCAAGAAAACAUGCCACAUGAGCCAUUAGGGAACAUAGUAGUUAUGGAGACAGAUCAACCAGAAGGCAUACAAAUUGGACCGACUGGCACAAUCAUUUCGAUCGACGAUUUUAAAAAGAUGGUAAAUCUAAAGAAAAUCUCUAAAACACUCUUACAAAACUACUCCAUACCAUCCCUCAAGUUACAUGGAAGGUUCGAAGACUUUAAGCCAUAA
Messenger RNA from Zeugodacus cucurbitae (melon fly), 1044 nucleotides. RefSeq names its product gelsolin-related protein of 125 kDa-like. The transcript has 3 exons. The coding region runs from base 1 to 1044 and encodes 347 amino acids. NCBI's taxonomy places the organism in Eukaryota, Metazoa, Arthropoda, Insecta, Diptera, Tephritidae. The record is from RefSeq and is a predicted model, not a curated record.